Fusarium tjaetaba is the source of this 918-nucleotide messenger RNA. RefSeq lists its product as uncharacterized. The coding region runs from base 1 to 918 and encodes 305 amino acids. The transcript has 2 exons. The record is from RefSeq and is a predicted model, not a curated record. Lineage: Eukaryota; Fungi; Ascomycota; Sordariomycetes; Hypocreales; Nectriaceae.
AUGCCUCACUCAUUUCAAUAUUUCGGAAACCUUCCAGCAGAGCUGCAAAUGGAAAUCUGGAAUGAUGCAGUUCGGCCUGCGAAGCCGGGUAUACAAAUCUUCAGCCUAAGCAGCGGUUGCGAGGAUGGAUCACCUGAGCACGACGCGAAGGUUUCUUGGGCUGACACCUGCCAUCUCACAGCGCCCAAGUGGGCUUUUGGCCCAAAGCCUGAUUGCCCCAUACCCCCUGAGCAGCUAAAGGCUAUGGCCGUGUGCGCCACAAACAACCCUUCGACGUAUGUAACUGACUGGGGUCUCUGGGAUACCUGCAGGCAGUCACGCCGCACGAUGACGGAUAAGCUCAGUCCCUACGAGCCAGUGACCAUCCAGAUGAGAAGGGAUUGUGGGAUUGCAAAUGAGGUUACUGGAUCAAAGGAUAGCCUAUCCCAUCGGCGUCGCAUUAUCGUAUCGCCAAGCCAUGAUCUCUUUAUCCUCCAGCUUGAUGAUUCUGACAUGUUUGGCUGGACUUUGUUUGACGACAUCAUUCCUGUGGGCACAGCACCGGUCCCCUUGCAAAUACGAAACGUGGGCUGGGAAUAUGAGACAAACUGGGCUGCAAGCUUGCACGAACUGAAGCGAAAGCAUUGGGUACCAUCAAGAAAGGAGCUCGACAGGGUAGAGGCCAAGGCUUUUGAGGCAGACAGCUUCCGACUUACAGAGGUAAUGAUCGACGAUGUAGUACAUGGGGAUAGGCAACUAGAACAGCUUCCGUGGGGUGAGGUCGAGGAUAUGGGUGGUUCCGGCACGCUAGGCGAAUUUGUUGCCUUUGUUUGCCAGCUUCGGCGUUUAGUGACUGAUACUCUGGAGCCAACUCCGACCCUGGGUAUUGGAAAGGGAACAGCCGGUGUCAAGGUUCUAGCAUAUGAAGAUCGUUGGUAA